ACACACACACACACACACACACACACACACAGAGUGACAUCUCCCAUCCUGCACUCUGCAUCGCUGUCCUGCAGGAACACAGUCACACACGACUAACCAUCCAGGCCCAGUUUUUGGAGCAGGGAAGCCCAGUCGCGUCGUCGCCCCAGGAUGGAUGCACUCAUGAAGGGGUUCUCCAUGGCCAAGGAGGGGGUGGUGGCGGCCGCCGAAAAGACCAAAGCUGGCAUGGAGGAGGCUGCGGCCAAGACCAAAGAAGGGGUGAUGUAUGUCGGUAACAAGACGAAGGAGGGAGUUGUGUCAUCAGUAAACACGGUGGCCAACAGGACCGUGGACCAGGCUAACAUUGUGGCAGACACGGCCGUGUCCGGCGCUAAUGAGGUGUCGCAGGCAGCCGUGGAAGGGGUGGAGAACGUCGCCGCUUCAACCGGGCUCCUGGGCCAGGAGGAGUCUGUAAACGAGGGAGAAUACGGGGGGAUGGAGCAAGGCGGCCAAAGUGGAGAGGACUAUUAGCUCACAUCAGGACCUGUUCUCCUCUGGCCCCUCGCUCUCCAAGACUCCAAAUGUCUUGUUAUUCAUUUAUUUAUUGGUGACUUUUAACUGAACCAAAUCCAAGCUGAUGGGACUCUUCCGGAUGCAACAGCAGCAGCACCCUUGCCUCCUCCCUUCCUCCCUCUCGCCCCACCUGUGUGUCACGUGUUGCCCUAAUUAUGCAGCCUUGUCUUUUUCCUGCAACCUUCUGACCCUCCACACACCAACAUGCAUGAAACACACAUGAUGCAAACUGCCACGCAGAGCAGAAGUAACAAUUAGGAAGACAUUGUCAAUGAUACAUCAACAGAAUUAAAGUAGCAAUAAGUAAUACUUCACACAGCCUACAACGAUGAAUACAUGUAUAUUAUUUUUAAUUGUUGCGUACUUUCUUCUUGGUUUGCAUGGCAUUACAAUAUCAUCUGUGCGUGCGUGUGUGCAAAUGGAGGAAUUAUGGGAUAUGUACUUCUGUUAGCACCUUUUCACUGUAACAAUACUAUAACAUGCUCACUCGCUGUUAACCUGCCCAGCUUAUUAGUGUGUGUGUGUGUGUGUGUGUGCAUGGUAACAAGACCAGCAAAGUGUGUAUAUGUGAAUGGGAUGUGCGUGUGUGUGUUCUUAGCGUUAGAAAUAGAGAACUGCAUGUUGCCUUAUUAAGCAAUCUAACACACCUGGACCAACACACACACACACACACACACACACACAAACAAUGCAUACGCGCACACACACACCAGGCACCCUAUUUACAUUGGCAUUGAUGCAGACUUGCUGAUUUUAUAAAAGUGUAUUCGUGAAAUUAAAUCUUUUGUUGGAAUCCA
This is a messenger RNA of Dunckerocampus dactyliophorus (ringed pipefish), 1349 nucleotides long. It is a transcript of the gene sncgb, whose product is annotated as synuclein, gamma b (breast cancer-specific protein 1). The coding region runs from base 151 to 510 and encodes 119 amino acids. Gene Ontology annotation, biological process: chemical synaptic transmission; synapse organization; synaptic vesicle endocytosis. NCBI's taxonomy places the organism in Eukaryota, Metazoa, Chordata, Actinopteri, Syngnathiformes, Syngnathidae. Gene Ontology annotation, molecular function: cuprous ion binding. Gene Ontology annotation, cellular component: axon terminus; neuronal cell body; cytoplasm. The record is from RefSeq and is a predicted model, not a curated record. The transcript is spliced from 6 exons.